Messenger RNA from Mauremys reevesii (Reeves's turtle), 5854 nucleotides. RefSeq names its product protein tyrosine phosphatase receptor type T (gene PTPRT). The transcript is spliced from 34 exons. Gene Ontology annotation, biological process: protein dephosphorylation. Gene Ontology annotation, cellular component: membrane. Gene Ontology annotation, molecular function: protein tyrosine phosphatase activity; protein binding. The coding region runs from base 628 to 5103 and encodes 1491 amino acids. NCBI's taxonomy places the organism in Eukaryota, Metazoa, Chordata, Testudines, Geoemydidae. The record is from RefSeq and is a predicted model, not a curated record.
GGGUAACCACAGUCCCAGUUCUUUUGCUCAUGGGAGAUAUUUUACAUUGACCCCCCCCCAGAAACAAUGCACGAGCUGGAAACCUAAUUUGCUUGCAACAUGUUGUCCCUAAGUCCCUGCACAUAGGACACAGCUGAGCAGCAAAAUGGAUCAAACAGUUUGAUUCAGGAAAAAUACCCUCCGAUUUCUCCUGCCCUGUAUUUAUUGUUGUCAAUUCCUAACCCCGGGUUGGUGCAGGAGUUUUGCUGUUCCUUCAGGGCAGAAGGUUCUUAAUUACACUGAUUUCCCUGUGGGCAACCCUUCUAUCAGAGUGCAGAAUGGGUCUCGCUAGCCGAGGUCGGCUGAAGUCUGGUUAGUGACGGUCUGGAGAUGUCUGAGAAAAGGAGAGGAAGCGGCAGGCGUUAGGACUCAGGGGAAAUCUCUCGUCUCUGUCUCUCUCUCCCCCUCCCCCUGCUCUCCCACCCCCUUCUUCAAUCAGUUUGUGCUACUCAUCAGAUCAGGAUAGCAGCUUCAGCGUGGAGAUACAUCUCCAACUCUCUGAUGUACCAAUGCAGGGGAUAUUUGCCAGGCACACAGAGAGCCAGCUGCACUGCUACAGCGGGAAGGGAAUGUGAACUCAAAUAAAGAAUGAACCGGAUUGCCACUAUUGUCUUUCUGGUGCAGCUGUUGCAAAGAGCAGAGGGGCAGGUCUUCCCAGGUGGUUGUUCCUUUGAUGAACACUACAGUAACUGUGGUUAUAGCGUGGCACUGGGGACCAAUGGAUUUACCUGGGAGCAGCUCAACACCUGGGAAAAGCCAACGAUGGAUCCUGCUGUCCCGACUGGUUCCUUCAUGAUGGUGAAUAGCUCUGGCCGGGCAUCUGGGCAGAAAGCUCACUUGCUGUUGCCCACCUUGAAGGAAAAUGACACUCACUGCAUCGACUUUCAUUACUACCUGUCUAGCAGAGACCGCUCCAGCCCUGGCUCGUUGAAUGUCUACGUCAAGGUUAAUGGUGGACCACAGGGCAACCCCAUCUGGAAUGUGUCGGGGAUUGUUACUGAAGGUUGGGUGAAGGCAGAGCUUGCCAUCAGUACAUUCUGGCCACACUUUUAUCAGGUGAUAUUUGAAUCCGUGUCUUUGAAGGGACAUCCGGGGUACAUAGCAGUGGAUGAAGUCAGAGUCCUUGCCCAUCCAUGCAGAAAAGCGCCUCACUUCCUGCGGCUGCAGAAUGUGGAGGUCAAUGUGGGACAGAAUGCAACAUUCCAGUGCAUCGCCGGGGGGAAGUGGUCUCAGCACGACAAACUCUGGCUCCAGCAGUGGAAUGGAAGGGACACCGCGUUAAUGGUCACCAGGGUGGUCAACCACAGACGGUUUUCUGCUACAGUAAGUGUAGCAGACACCUCUCAGCGCAGCAUCAGCAAAUACCGGUGUGUCAUUCGCUCGGAUGGUGGCUCUGGUGUUUCAAACUAUGCGGAAUUAAUUGUGAAAGAACCUCCCACGCCCAUUGCACCCCCUGAACUGCUGGCUGUCGGCGCCACCUAUCUGUGGAUCAAACCCAACGCCAAUUCUAUCAUCGGAGAUGGGCCUAUAAUACUGAAGGAGGUGGAAUACCGUACAACCACGGGGAACUGGGCAGAAACCCACAUCGUAGACUCCCCAAAUUACAAACUGUGGCACCUGGACCCUGAUGUGGAGUAUGAGAUCAGAGUUCUCCUCACCCGCCCUGGUGAAGGGGGCACGGGGCCCCCUGGGCCUCCACUCACGACAAGAACAAAAUGUGCAGAUCCAGUCCAUGGACCACAGAGUGUGGAAGUUGUUGACAUCCGCUCCCGGCAGCUGACCUUGCAAUGGGAGCCCUUUGGUUACGCAGUGACCCGUUGCCACAGCUACAACCUAACAGUCCAGUACCAGUACGUGUUUAACCAGCAGAAGUACGAGGCAGAAGAACUCAUCCAGACAUCCUCACAUUAUACCUUGCGAGGCCUUCGGCCCUUCAUGACCAUCCGGUUGAGGCUAGCACUGUCUAAUCCAGAGGGCAAAAUGGAAAGUGAGGAGCUGGUGGUACAGACUGAAGAGGAUGUUCCUGGACCUGUUCCCCUAGAAUCUAUCCAAGGAGGACCCUUUGAAGAAAAGAUCUAUGUUCAGUGGAAGCCUCCAAAUGAGACCAAUGGUAUCAUUACACUUUAUGAGAUUACAUACAAAGCUGUUGGGUCCUUGGAUCCCAGUGCUGACUUAUCCAGCCAGAGGGGAAAGAUCUUCAAACUAAGGAAUGAAACUCACCACCUCUUUGUAGGGUUAUAUCCAGGGACUACCUAUUCGUUCACCAUCAAAGCCAGCACAGUGAAGGGCUUCGGACCUCCCAUCACAACACGUAUCGCAACUAAAAUUUCAGCACCAUCUAUGCCUGAAUACGACACGGACUCCCCCUUGAAUGAGACUGACACUACCAUCACAAUCAUGUUGAAACCUGCUCAGUCCCGUGGAGCACCUGUCAGUGUCUAUCAGCUUGUUGUCAAGGAAGAGAGGCUGCAGAAAGCACGAAGGGCUGCAGACAUCAUUGAGUGCUUCUCUGUUCCAGUGAGCUACAAGAAUGCUUCCAGCCUUGACUCACCCCAUUACUUUGCGGCCGAGCUGAAGCCCAUCAAUCUGCCCAUCACGCAGCCCUUUACAGUGGGCGACAACAAGACCUACAAUGGCUAUUGGAAUGCUCCACUCUCACCACUGAAAAGCUACAGCAUCUACUUCCAGGCUCUCAGCAAAGCGAAUGGAGAGACCAAAAUCAACUGUGUCCGACUGGCGACAAAAGCAGUACUAGGUAGGCAACAGGUGACCACACGAAACCCGCCCAGCCUCUUGAGCACAGGAGCUUCCACCCAGAAUUCCAAUGCAGUGGAGCCCGAAAAGCAAGCUGACAACACGGUGAAAAUGGCUGGGGUUAUAGCUGGCCUUCUGAUGUUUGUUAUUAUCCUCUUAGGAGCAAUGCUUACUAUCAAAAGGAGAAGAAAUGCAUAUUCCUACUCCUAUUACUUGAAACUAGCGAAGAAGCAGAAGGAGACUCAAAGCAGCACUCAGAGAGAGAUGGGUCCCGUUGCUACUUCAGACAAGAACACCACCAAACUCAGUGCAGUUCACAAUGAAGAAGCUUUUUCUUCCAGCUGUCAAGAUGUUAAUGGAUUCACAUCAUCCUCUCCUUGUUCAUUUUCUGUCCAAAGCAAAACCCUUCAGAGCAAAUCUUUGUUGAAUUCCUACUACUCAGUAUCAUCAGACACUGUUCCAUCGACUGCGCUGCUAGAGAGCAGCCACGGGGAGAUGACCCAGCCAACUCUGACCAUCCAGACCCAUCCGUACAGGAGCUGUGAGCCAGUGGAAAUGUCCUACCCCAGGGGGCAGUUCCAACCAGCCAUCCGAGUGGCCGACUUGCUACAGCACAUCACCCAGAUGAAACGAGGACAAGGCUAUGGAUUUAAAGAGGAAUAUGAGGCUCUACCCGAGGGGCAGACGGCAUCUUGGGAUACAGCCAAGGAAGAUGAAAACCGCAAUAAGAAUAGAUAUGGGAACAUCAUCUCCUAUGAUCAUUCAAGAGUGAGACUACAGCUGUUGGAUGGAGACCCUCACUCAGACUACAUAAACGCCAACUACAUAGAUGGAUACCACCGGCCUCGUCACUACAUUGCAACUCAAGGUCCUAUGCAAGAGACGGUUAAGGAUUUCUGGAGAAUGAUUUGGCAGGAGAAUUCUGCAAGUGUUGUCAUGGUCACCAACCUGGUGGAAGUUGGCAGGGUGAAAUGUGUUAGAUACUGGCCAGAUGACACAGAGAUCUACGGAGAUAUUAAAGUCACAUUAAUUGAGACAGAGCCAUUGGCAGAGUACGUCAUACGUACGUUUACUGUACAAAAGAAAGGCUACCAUGAGAUCCGAGAGAUUCGUCAGUUCCACUUUACCAGCUGGCCAGACCAUGGGGUUCCUUGCUAUGCCACAGGCCUCUUGGGCUUUGUUCGGCAGGUGAAGUUCCUCAAUCCGCCUGAGGCGGGGCCUAUAGUUGUGCAUUGCAGCGCUGGUGCUGGAAGGACAGGGUGCUUUAUUGCCAUUGACAUCAUGCUUGACAUGGCGGAGAAUGAAGGUGUCGUAGACAUAUUUAACUGUGUGCGAGAGCUACGAUCCCAGAGGGUCAAUUUGGUACAGACAGAGGAGCAGUAUGUCUUUGUACAUGAUGCCAUUCUAGAGGCAUGUCUCUGUGGCAACACAGCAAUUCCGGUUUGUGAGUUCCGAUCCAUAUAUUACAACAUCAGCAGACUGGAUCCACAGACAAAUUCCAGCCAGAUAAAAGAUGAAUUUCAGACCCUCAACAUUGUGACGCCGCGUGUUCGGCCAGAAGACUGCAGCAUUGGCCUCUUACCCAGAAACCAUGACAAAAAUCGCUGCAUGGAUGUGCUGCCCUUGGACCGGUGCCUCCCUUUCCUUAUCUCUGUGGAUGGCGAAUCGAGCAACUACAUCAACGCUGCACUCAUGGAUAGCCACAAGCAACCCGCUGCCUUUAUUGUUACCCAGCACCCUUUGCCCAACACCGUACCAGAUUUCUGGAGGCUGGUGUUUGAUUACAACUGCUCCUCCAUAGUGAUGCUGAACGAGAUGGAUGCUGCACAGCUCUGCAUGCAGUACUGGCCAGAGAAAACGUCCUGUUGUUAUGGUCCAAUCCAGGUGGAGUUUGUUUCAGCAGACAUUGAUGAGGAUAUCAUCAAUAGGAUAUUCCGGAUCUGCAACAUGGCCAGGCCCCAGGAUGGAUAUCGUAUAGUACAGCAUUUGCAGUACAUUGGCUGGCCAGCAUACCGGGACACACCUCCAUCCAAACGCUCCCUCCUGAAGGUGGUCAGACGGCUAGAGAAAUGGCAGGAGCAGUACGAUGGGAGAGAUGGACGCACUGUUGUCCACUGCCUGAAUGGUGGUGGACGCAGUGGCACCUUCUGUGCCAUCUGCAGCGUGUGUGAAAUGAUUCAGCAGCAAAAUAUCAUUGACGUGUUCCACAUAGUGAAGACGUUACGGAAUAACAAAUCCAAUAUGGUGGAGUCACUGGAACAAUAUAAAUUUGUAUACGAGGUUGCACUGGAAUAUUUGAGUUCAUUUUAGCCUAGCAGAGACGGGGGCCUAUUGGAUUCUAGACCCCCAAGUCUGAAGAACACUUUUUUCCCCGCACUAAAGGGCAGUAAUGGGUGUGGGGAGAGCCAGGCUCUCCACACUGAAGCAAGGGUCAGAGUGUACUGACCUCAAUGCCAUUGGGAGGACGAGGUGAUCCCUGUGUUUGCUGCUGCCUGCUUUCUAUUGGAGCAUCUACUGCUUCUUCCUAGCGUACAAAUUGGCUAAACAGGAGACCGGCUGGAAGACUCUGCUUUCUAAUUCCCUCCAACCUCUUCUCUACCACUUUGGAUGUGUAUUUUUGCUCUCCUUGAUACAAAGGGAAAAAAAUACUGGAAUAUUCUGUCUUUUAAACAGCUCCUUUUUCUGUUCUCAAAUCCCACCCUUUAAUUUUUGAAUGUCAUGCAUCAGCCAUUUGGAAAAAUGAGAGAACCACAGGGAUCAUGUGAGACUUUUGGUUACAAUUAAUCCACCUGACCUAUUUUUUUCAAGUGAAAAUGCCAUCAACGAGAAGUUGAAAUUCUCUUCCCCUUUCCUGUUCUCCCUAGACAUAAGACUAGGUGGUGGUAUUGGAAAGCUGUUCAUGGAUUCGCUGCACCAACACUACACAAGCUUUUCCUUCCAGAUCCUGCUUGACUUCCAAGACUGUGCAUGAACUGGUUACAUCUCUCUGAUUCAUGUUAGUGUCCCGGCUGGUGAAGCAAAUAAUAAAAAAAUGGCUUUCACAGCCAUUUGAGCAAACAAA